Molecule: messenger RNA, 1519 nt
Organism: Perkinsus marinus ATCC 50983
Lineage: Eukaryota; Perkinsozoa; Perkinsida; Perkinsidae
Exons: 5
Coding region: 278-1375 (365 amino acids)
Source: RefSeq, a predicted model, not a curated record
GGCAUACACCAUUACUGGGUGUAGUCGUACGGGGACGGUCCUUCCAAGCUCUGCAAGAAGACUAUUCGACCUCUGUCGAAUAGCAACGUGGGCACCAGCAGUGGAGGUAUCGAGAGACGAGUAUUGUCAUGGUCAGUGUUCCGCUGUCUACGACCAUCUCCGCCUCAAACCAGAGGGACGGACUAGCACGAGUUGUCAGUGUGAGAAUGCUGUGGAAUGCGUGGAUGGUUCGCUAUUGCCCAAGAUAUCCGAGUUACCAGGUGAAACCUCAGAGGCGAUGUGGAAACGAGCGAUAGCGUCAUCUAAUUGGCGAUUUAGGACUGCGAUAUGCGGUAACUGCGGCUGCUCCUGCUGGUUGGGUUGCACCCCGGACAAGUUGGCGUGUAGCAAAGAGGGUUCUCUGAUCUCUACCGCAAACCUCAGCUAUCAAGAUGUGAACAAGUACAUGUAUUUGGAUUCACUUGAUUCUGAUUCAAUGGCUGCCAAUACACGGUCUUGGAUAUACAACCUGAGAGCUGAGAGACAGGCUCGAGACUUCGUCGCAGCCGCGGAAAUCGUCACUAGGAUCACUGAGUGGGCCGCGAGGAACAUCUCGGAGAAAAUAGGAACGGCUGCAACUCGUGUCAGUGCAGUUGCUUUGCUCGAUGGUGGCCAGGCGAGCCUACGGAGCUUGAUCGUACGGGACGAAAACCUCAUCCCGGGGGAGCCCCUCAGGAUCGUUGCGAGCGUUGGUUACAUCGGUUCUUUACCGCCUAACUUUGAAAAUUGCAGUCUAGGGUUGAUAUCCACUCUGGUGCCCAACAGCGACGACAUCUCGGUGUUGAUGGAUAGCAGUAUGAAGCUGAGAAUCGGCAUCACGAACAAGAUUGAGAACUCUGUAUACACUCUCAUAGAGGCGACCACGAACGGUGAGAUGGGAAACAUAUUCGCACAGUGCUGCAACAUGGAGGCAUCAUGGGAUUUGGGUGUGCCCAGUGCUACAGUGCGGGCCAGGGGUGAGCGCAACGAUGAAACACCGACCCAGGGGCCAGGGUGGUGGGUCUGGAUGCUCAUUGCGCUAUGUAUAGCCCUUUUCCUCGGUCUUAUUGCAUCUCUAUUUCUGGGAAGAUGUAAUCGAUGGAAGAGGAAACCGGCGCCGCCGUUCGCCAACUUUGAAGACUCUGGUGCUUACGUUGGUCCCAAGGUUGGUUACAAUGCCUCACGGGAAACUCCCACAGCAGUUGUGGACCCCGAAUCUGGGACCCCGAUUCUGCCCCUCAUAAAGAAGAACUCCAUCACGCCUCACCAGAGGAGGGCAUCAAUCAGUCAGCUAUCGAGCAGCGCCAACUCGGUUGUGAACCCGUCAAUCCGAGUCGUACAAGAGUCGCCUUUUUGACUUGCAUUAUGUAAAUUUGUCCCGCACCACUUAGUCGAUACACGUCAAAGUAUAUGCAUGUUCCUAUAACGGGGCGCUUCCAUUUUAGACAAACUCGAACCUGCUUUAUAGUGGGCUUACGCCUGAAUAUAUUUGUAUCCAAUC